This is a messenger RNA of Gymnodraco acuticeps, 2634 nucleotides long. RefSeq names its product tryptophan hydroxylase 2 (tryptophan 5-monooxygenase) (gene tph2). Gene Ontology annotation, biological process: serotonin biosynthetic process; aromatic amino acid metabolic process. Gene Ontology annotation, cellular component: neuron projection. The record is from RefSeq and is a predicted model, not a curated record. The transcript has 12 exons. NCBI's taxonomy places the organism in Eukaryota, Metazoa, Chordata, Actinopteri, Perciformes, Bathydraconidae. Bases 198 to 1691 code for a protein of 497 amino acids. Gene Ontology annotation, molecular function: tryptophan 5-monooxygenase activity; iron ion binding.
CAGAAUCCCUUGAGUCGUCCGGAAGAGGGAAAAGAUAAAGUGUGUGCUGGUGGAUGGGGUGCAGAAGUGGGAGGAGCCUCUCUCUCCUCUGUGCGAGUAUAUAAAGGGAGGCAUCAUUCUCAGACUGAGCCCUGGUACUCCUGCACCCACUGGUUCUCAGACUGGAGCCCUGGUACUCGUACACCCACUGGUUCCCCAUGGCCUCCUCCCAUGUGAUGAAGCCGGAGCCGAUGCCCCGCAUGCAGCCGGCCAUGAUGAUGUUCUGCAGCAAGUACUGGAGCCGGAGGGGCAUGUCUCUGGACUCUGCCAUGUUCCAGAGGCACACCGGGGGCCAGAUGUCGAGGCGUCCGUCCUUCUGUCCCAUCAGCGAGUCGCCGGACAAAGAGAGCGCAGAGGAUUCUGGGAAAACAGCGGUGGUGUUUUCUCUGAAGAACGAAGUGGGCUGUCUGGUGACAUCACUGAAGCUCUUCCAGGACAGCGGAGUGAAUCUGAACCACAUCGAGUCUCGGAGGUCGAAGCGAGUCGUUAACGAGGUGGAGAUCUACGCCGACUGCAGCUGCAGCAAGAAGGAGUUCAGCGAGCUGCUGGAGGUCCUCAGAGAGCACGUGAACGUCCUCUCCUCCAACACACCUGCUCACGUGUGGGCAGCAGAGGCAGAUGAAGAGGAUGUGCCCUGGUUCCCGAUGAAGAUCUCUGAGCUGGAUCAGUGUUCUCACAGAGUCCUGAUGUACGGAUCGGAGCUGGACGCGGACCACCCUGGCUUUAAGGAUGAGGUGUACCGGCAGAGGAGGAAGUACUUCGUGGAGGUGGCCAUGAAUUAUAAAUUCGGGCAGCCCAUCCCUCGCAUCGAGUACACCCCGGAGGAGGUGAGGACGUGGGGGGUGGUGUUCAGAGAGCUCAGCCAGCUGUACCCCUCCCAUGCCUGCAGAGAGCACCUGAAGAACCUGCCUCUGCUGGAGAAACACUGCGGAUACAGACAGGACAACAUCCCCCAGCUGCAGGACGUCUCCCAGUUCCUCAGAGAGCGCUCUGGCUUCACGGUGCGUCCUGUGGCUGGGUAUCUCUCUCCCAGAGACUUCCUGUCUGCUCUGGCCUACAGAGUGUUCAACUGCACUCAGUACGUGAGGCACAGCACCGACCCGCUGUACACCCCCGAGCCCGACACGUGCCACGAGCUGCUGGGUCACGUCCCCCUGCUGGCCGACCCAAAGUUUGCUCAGUUCUCGCAGGAGAUCGGCCUGGCAUCUCUGGGAGCGUCGGACGAGGACGUCCAGAAGCUGGCCACGUGUUAUUUCUUCACCAUCGAGUUUGGACUCUGCAAACAGGACGGGCAGCUGAGAGCCUACGGAGCCGGGCUGCUGUCAUCUAUAGGAGAGCUGAGGCAUGCCCUGUCGGGGGCGGCCUGUGUGAGGAUGUUCGACCCGAAGACGACCUGCAGACAGGAGUGUCUCAUCACCACCUUCCAAGACGUCUACUUCGUGUCCGAGAGCUUCGAGGAGGCCAAGGAGAAGAUGAGGGAGUUUGCGAAGUCGAUAAAGCGUCCGUUCUCCGUGUACUACAACCCGUACACGCAGAGCGUCGACCUGCUGAAAGACACGCGCGGCAUCGAGGACGUGGUGCAGGACCUGCGCAGCGACCUGAACACCGUCUGCGACGCGCUGGGCAAGAUGAACACCUACAUGGGCAUCUGAUUGGUUCAAAUCAUCACCUGUGUUCAUGUGUGGGCUCUGAUUGGUUCAAAUCAUCACCUGUGUUCAUGUGUGGGCUCUGAUUGGUUCAAAUCAUCACCUGUGUUCAUAUGUGGGCUCUGAUUGGUUCAAAUCAUCACCUGUGUUCAUGUGUGGGCUCUGAUUGGUUCAAAUCAUCACCUGUGUUCAUAUGUGGGCUCUGAUUGGUUCAAAUCAUCAGCUAAUUACAAUAGAUUACAUUUGUAUAGCGCCUUUCAAGGGACCCAAGGCCGCUUUACAUGGUGAGCAAACAAACAAACAAAAGGGGAAAAUAAUAAGGUAAAACUUAAAUAAAUAAAGUAACAAUUAAAUAAGUGUGUUUAUGUGAGGGCUCUGAUUGGUUUACAACAUGCCCUGUGUUAAUGUCUGGGCUCUGAUUGGUUUAAAACAUGCCCUGUGUUAAUGUCUGGGCUCUGAUUGGUUUAAAACAUGCCCUGUGUUAAUGUCUGAGCUCUGAUUGGUUUAAAACAUGCCCUGUGUUAAUGUCUGAGCUCUGAUUGGUUUUAAAACAUGCCCUGUGUUAAUGUCUGGGCUCUGAUUGGUUUAAAACAUGCCCUGUGUUAAUGUCUGGGCUCUGAUUGGUUUAAAACAUGCCCUGUGUUAAUGUCUGGGCUCUGAUUGGUUUAAAACAUGCCCUGUGUUAAUGUCUGGGCUCUGAUUGGUUUAAAACCUCCCUUCCUGUUUCAUAAAUGUAAGUAAGAUGUGCUGUCUAAUGGGUCCGAUGCUGUGAAGAGUAACACCAUCAUCUCAAGCUUCAUACGUCAGGUGAAGACGCGGUCUGGGCUGCCAGCUGGUGAAGCGCUGGUUACAAAAUAAAAGCUGUUUUUGAUCCAUGAUAAAUGUUUACCGUGUUGAAGUCAGCAAUGUUCCUCAUUUGUUUCCGUCUCUCUUUUGACAGAUGCUUAAA